CCUUUUGGGACAUGUCAGUGUAACCCUCCGCCUGCAGUAGAUGUGCUGAGGCUGGAGUAGCCACCAUUUUGCAUGUCGAGUGUGUUCCUCCCUCCAUUGCUUAUAGAGACGAUUCCACUUACUUUCUGGCAUCACCACGGCUGAGAAUGCCAGCUCCGAUCAGAUUGCGGGAGCUGAUCCGGACUAUCCGGACAGCGCGGACCCAGGCAGAGGAGCGCGAAAUGAUCCAGAAAGAGUGUGCCGCUAUCCGCUCAUCUUUCAGAGAGGAGGACAACACAUAUCGUUGCAGAAACGUGGCCAAGCUCCUUUAUAUGCACAUGUUGGGCUACCCGGCGCACUUUGGGCAGCUCGAGUGCCUGAAGCUGAUCGCAUCGCAGAAGUUUACUGACAAGCGAAUAGGUUAUCUGGGAGCUAUGCUGUUGUUGGACGAGAGGCAGGACGUGCAUCUAUUAAUGACAAAUUGCAUUAAAAAUGACUUGAAUCACAGCACACAGUACGUCCAAGGGCUGGCCUUGUGCACUUUGGGCUGCAUGGGCUCCUCAGAAAUGUGCCGUGACCUAGCGGGAGAGGUGGAGAAGCUGCUCAAAACAUCCAACUCUUACUUGCGGAAAAAGGCGGCGCUGUGUGCGGUUCACGUCAUCAGAAAGGUUCCCGAACUCAUGGAAAUGUUCCUUCCAGCCACAAAAAACCUGCUGAGCGAGAAGAACCAUGGUGUUCUCCAUACAUCUGUUGUCCUCCUAACUGAGAUGUGUGAAAGAAGUCCUGACAUGCUGUCUCACUUCAGAAAGCUGGUUCCACAACUGGUGAGAAUUCUGAAGAACCUAAUAAUGUCUGGAUACUCGCCUGAGCAUGAUGUGUCGGGCAUAAGCGAUCCUUUUCUGCAGGUGAGGAUAUUGAGACUACUGCGAAUUCUAGGCAGGAGCGACGACGACUCCAGUGAAGCAAUGAAUGACAUUCUUGCACAGGUUGCAACAAACACUGAGACAAGUAAAAACGUGGGCAAUGCAAUCUUGUACGAGACUGUGCUGACCAUCAUGGACAUCAAGUCCGAAAGUGGGCUGAGGGUUUUGGCAAUUAAUAUAUUAGGUCGAUUCCUCCUUAAUAACGACAAAAAUAUAAGAUAUGUGGCAUUGACAUCCCUACUAAAGACGGUACAGACUGACCACAAUGCAGUGCAGAGGCAUCGGAGUACCAUUGUGGAUUGUUUAAAAGACCUUGACGUGUCCAUCAAGAGACGUGCAAUGGAACUGAGCUUUGCCCUGGUGAACGGCAACAACAUUAGAGGCAUGAUGAAAGAGCUGCUCUACUUCCUGGACUCGUGCGAUCCAGAAUUUAAAGCAGACUGUGCAUCAGGAGUCUUUCUAGCAGCAGAAAAGUAUGCCCCUUCAAAAAGAUGGCACAUAGACACUAUCAUGAGAGUUCUGACCACAGCAGGAAGUUAUGUCCGCGACGACUCCGUGCCCAACCUUAUUCAGCUCAUCACAAACAGUGUUGAGAUGCACGCAUAUACAGUACAGAGACUCUACAAAGCUCUUCUGGAUGACAUCUCACAGCAACCUCUUGUCCAAGUGGCAUCCUGGUGCAUAGGAGAGUAUGGGGACCUAUUGGUUUCUGGUCAGUGUGAAGAAGAGGAGCCCAUUCAGGUGACUGAAGAUGAAGUUCUGGAUGUGCUGGAAGGGCUUCUAGUAUCCAAUCUGUCCACGCCUGUGACUCGAGGUUAUUCUCUUACCGCCAUCAUGAAGCUGUCUACUCGCUUCAGCGGUGUCAACCGGAUCAAGAAGGUGGUUUCGAUAUACGGCAGUAGCAUUGACGUCGAGCUGCAACAGAGAGCAGUGGAGUACAACGCACUUUUCAAGAAAUACGACCACAUGAGGCCAGCUCUCCUCGAGCGAAUGCCCAUUAUGGAGAAAACAGCCGCUAAUGGCCCCACCGAGAUUGUGCAGACCAACGGAGAGACGGAACCCUCUGUUGGCGACUCAAAACAUCCACCCCUUGUCAGUCAGCCAGCCAACCAGGCAAAUGAUUUAUUAGACCUGCUGGGUGGUAAUGAUGUGGUGCCAGUCAUCCAUACCGCAGUGCCACCCAAACCUACGUCGUCGGGAGGAGAGCUGCUGGACCUGCUGGGUGACAUCUCGCUAAGUGGCGCUCCAGCCCCUGCUCCUGCUCCCUCUGUUCCUACCUCCCAACCCCCUUUUCUCCUGGAUGGCCUUUCCUCCCAGCCUCUCUUUAAUGACAUUGCAGCUGCAGGUAUUCCUCCUAUGACGGCCUACAACAAGAACGGCCUGAAAAUAGAAUUCACCUUUGAGAGAGCAAACCCCAACCCCAACGUCGCCAUCAUCACCAUCCACGCUUCCAACUCCACAGAGGCAGACAUGACAGACUUUGUUUUUCAGGCUGCAGUACCAAAGACAUUCCAGCUGCAGCUUCUGUCCCCCAGCAGUAAUGUCGUCCAUGCGCUCAACCAGGGAACCGUCACACAAAUCAUCAGAGUCCUCAACCCACAGAAACAACAGCUGAGAAUGAGGAUCAAGCUGACGUACAACCACAAAGGCUCUCCGGUGCAAGACCUGGCUGAAGUCAAUAACUUCCCCCCUCAGUCGUGGCAGUGAUAAGUUGCUUCUUUUGCUCCUAAAACCCCCUCUGACGGGGACUAUGAAUUUUUUUUUUCCACCUUGACCUUCCUCCUCCCUCUUUCUUCCAACGGACUCCCCCUCAGUGACAUCACUAAACGCACAGCAGAGCGUCUUUAACAAAGGAAAAACCAGUUGAGAUGAAGAGCCGUUCGAUAAGCGGGAUGAUCUGUCCGUGAGCUAUCUGUUUUCUUUCUUUACUGGUGUCAUCAUCUCUUGUUAGCCAUGCCACUUUUGUUUCCCCCCCCCCUCACAUGAACAUUGUACUAAAUAGAACAUUAACUCACUUGAUAAAAUGAAUAUUUAUGAUUGCGCUGAGCCUAUAAAGCCCUAAUAAUGCAAUCUUCAGAUAAUUCACUUUUGUGACCUUUCUCAGUUGAAAAUGUCGUUGCAUUUCAUCACUGUCCGGUGGAGUCCUCGCACAUCUAAAAUUACUACUGUUAAGGAAAUCCAAACAAAAGGGCCAUUUUGCUUGUUGCAUCAUUCAAGUUGGCAUUUUAACUCCCACUGUGCAUCAACACAACCCAAAACAGGCUUACUCAAAUCUAUCUGUCAAAGUUUGGAUAUCAAAACACAUCCGGACUUUGAAUCCCAAUUCGACAUAAUGCUGCACAGCUCCCACAGAGUUGGAAGGAGGGCUUAGAUAGUUAGUGUGCAAGCUAUUCGAUAGAUUUGUGCUGAACCUAUUUUCAACACUUAAUAAAUUGUUUAAAAAUCGGAGAAAAAUAAAACGAUGCAAUUGGUACAUGCCAUUAUUGGAGUUUCUCCCGAAUGCGACGAUAUUCUUGCAAGGUAGACUAUCCGGGCAGUGUGAAAAAUAUAUUCCACUUUAUAAAACACUCACAUUUUGAGAUGGUUGUAAUCGUGAUGCGUAAAUCACAAUUUCUAAUUAUAUAUUUUUUCCCCUGUGUGGCUCUAAUGCAGUAAGCUGGUUAGUGAGAUGCGUUUGUUUUACCCAGUUGAGCUUCUCACCUCGCACAAACUUCUGUAAAUGAAGCCUGUUCUGAAUGUAGUUACAUGCACUGAAUGCUGUUCUCCCCCAUCUCCUUAUUUCUCCUCCAUCGAUGAUACGGCCAUCACAUCGGCACUAUUUCUGUGAAAAUAUGUUUGAUUUCUUUCAGUAAAUCGACUUGAUUAUUUAUGCCUGAUAUCAAAGUGACGUGCCUUUCUGACUUGACGGGAAAAGUUUUGCUAGUGAGGGAAGUGAUUGUGAUGGAUUUGAACUGCUAGAUCAUCUUUCACCUUAUUCAAAGCGCAUUUGGCUUUCACUCUGGAGCGCUUUACCGGACCUCCGCAAUCACGCAAAUGCUCACAAUCUAAUCCCAAUUGUCCUGUGAGUGAAAAUGUUGCUGCGCUUCAUUUCUUGCCUGAUAGGCCCCAAACGAAGCAAAUCGUAAAAAAAUAAGGCAGCUAAUAGAUGUCACUUUUUUUUCAAACGAUGCCAUCGAACGUUGUCAUCAAAUCUCAUUUAAUGUCCUGUCCCAGUUUUCAGAUAUGGAUUUACCUAAUUAAUCGAGUGAGGACUUUUUUUAGUCGUGCGAUUGAUUUGCCGGCUCUGCUCUUCUCUGUCACGGGAGGCUACCGUUGAUACCUCACAAUCUUCUCUUUCUACUGACUCGGAGUGGUUGGCCUGCUUUUCGUCCCCGGUCGCAAGCGAGGGGCGCACAGCUGCAUGAAAGCUGACGGCCGUUUGUACACGUGCGCCGUAACAAGUUAGCGACAAACAACCUUAGCGGCCCCACAAUGCUUUGAUAUUCAAUCACUAUGCUUCAUUAUCUAACUCCUGUGACCAAAAUCGGAGAGACUAUUAGCUUUGGAAAUAUUUUUCAGCUACGAUAUGUGUAUAUGGAGGAAAAUAAUUUCACUUUUUUUCUGUGUUUGACAAAUGCUAUAUUAGCUUGUUUUCUGUACAUAUUGAGGGCUUUUACAAAAUUUUUGUCUCUUGUACUAUCUUUCAUCCUUUUUUUAGAUACCAUUUUCUAAACCAGUUCUUCACUAUGUAUAUUGUCUAAAUUAGUCGACCGUAGACUACAUCAGGCUUCCCUGUAUCACCACUCAUCCAUUGUAAAAGGUAUAAUAUGAUCUGCUACCUGUACAUUGUAUAUAAUUGUAAAACAAACAAAGGCUGAUCCACUUAAAUAAAAACCCACAUGAAGACUUCAAACCAUUAGCUAGGACAUCAAAUUGUAUGCAUAUAUGUACAAAAGAUUCUUAAACUGCAAUCGAUUGACGAGGAUUCCUACUUGGAAUGGAGUGGAUGUGUCGUCGUUUUACAAAGAUAACUACUGAGGCUAGUCAGGGUUUGCUUUCAAUGAUCGAACGUACUACUGAGAAACGAAAACAUUGCACAAGUAAGCUUUCACAAUGCACCCCCAAGCUUGCUUCGUCUCACCUUUUCUGUUGGCCUUGUGUGUGCCGCUUUUUAAAUAUGAUGUCUUUCUUACUUUUUUUUUUUUAAUGCAGGACUUUCCCGACACCUUAACUAUAAUGGUGGCCCGAAAUUCACCCCAAUUCAAGACAAUAAUACAACACCCCCAUCCCCAAUUGUUCCAGCACAUGUAUCCUCUCAAACAAUUUUAAAGGAAAGUUGUUUGAGCAUUUAUUCAAUAUCCAGCCUAGUAAGCUCUGUUCUUAUAGUUGGACAUUUCAGAACACUUGUAGAAUGAAUGUUUUGUGCUACACUACUUGUAGGCAUGUCACACACUAGUUGCAACAAUGACAUGAAAUUGUAUUUCUUGUGAGCAACCAAAAAACAUUGGACAAAGAUGACUUCUGUAAUUGUUUUAUCAUGAGUGUAACUAGUGACAUGAUCAAAAUGUACUUAUUACAAUCUAGUGCUUCACUGGCAGUACUAGUAGCAUGCAGACGUCAUACAGGGUACAGUUUUUCCUCACGAGUACUAAUAUACCAAAGUUGUCCAGCGAUAUCAUUCAGAAGUGGGAAAAAUUACUAUUAAAACACUUCAGUGAGAGAGUCAUUCAUUUUGUGGAUCCUAAUCGAUCCAGUAACUAUUGAGUAGUAGUGGCAGUACGUGUCCGUCAAAAUGGAUAUCAAGGAUAUGGAAUAAAUACUCAAACGGCCUUCCCAUUAAUCUCGACUGAAAACUGCGUUACAUCCCAUUCGCCACAAGGUGGAGCUGCGCAACACUAGAAUGCGGGUGGAAAGGAAAAGUUCAGUCCAGCUUGCUCACGUUUGUUUUGUGUGUUUUUGUUUGCUUGUGUUGUUUUUCGAGUUGUGCGUCUUCUAUGCCCGUUGUUUUUAGUGAUGCUCAUCCCUUUGGUAAAUGAACCUAACACAAGCGCUUUGGACACACUUGAAGGAAGAACAAUUAUUUAUGCAAUCUGUGUGCGUGCUUGGUUUACCUGAUUUUAUUUGGUUGCACGUUCUGAGUUUGCAAGCUGCAUGUAAAAAAAAAAAAAAGUCAUUUCUACUUGACCUACUCAUUUUUGUUUUUGGGGUAGAUAAUGCAAGGAACAUUUGUGAAUCUAGCCCACCCAGUUAUAGGUUACCCGUGUGUACAAUAGGAUUUUGUUCAGAUAGCGGUCACAUUAAGGAUUAAAGAAAUGAAGUGCACCCCUAGGCUCGUCAUGACUGUAUUGAUUUGUUAUAGCGGAAUGAGCACCUCUAUUUUUGUUUAGUUAUUUUAACCCCGUCCAACCCCCACCGAAUUGGACGCGUUGAACUGAACCCUACAGUCCGCGGCUCGAAGGUGAGUGUGACUGUCAGACUGAAAGUAUAUGAUAUGAUCGAAGAUGACAAGUUGUAAACUAUUAAAUGGGAUAUUUUUAAUUGAUGAUGUGUGUUGUCAUUUGGGUUGCAGAAAAUGAUAAAGCAAAUAAAAAGUUAAUACUGUAA
Messenger RNA from Syngnathus typhle (broad-nosed pipefish), 6485 nucleotides. It is a transcript of the gene ap1g1, whose product is annotated as adaptor related protein complex 1 subunit gamma 1. The record is from RefSeq and is a predicted model, not a curated record. The transcript has 23 exons. Gene Ontology annotation, biological process: Golgi to vacuole transport; intracellular protein transport; receptor-mediated endocytosis. Lineage: Eukaryota; Metazoa; Chordata; Actinopteri; Syngnathiformes; Syngnathidae. Gene Ontology annotation, molecular function: clathrin-cargo adaptor activity. Gene Ontology annotation, cellular component: AP-1 adaptor complex; membrane coat; Golgi apparatus. The coding region runs from base 147 to 2609 and encodes 820 amino acids.